Molecule: messenger RNA, 519 nt
Organism: Oikopleura dioica
Lineage: Eukaryota; Metazoa; Chordata; Appendicularia; Copelata; Oikopleuridae
Source: the annotation of a GenBank genome assembly
AUGAAGGUUUUUGGAUCAAUUCUUGCCUCUGCUUCUGCCUCGGUCUUCGUUCACCCCCAUGUUCAUACAAGACUUCAGGCUGCCGGACUUGAAAAAGAAGGCAAGAGUAUCGAGUGCUUCUUUACUUGCAUGGGCGACUUGAUGCGCGCUGAUAUCAAGUGCAGCUUCGAGUUCGACUAUCAAUCCGAAGAGUACUACCGAUGCAUGGAAGGUCCAAACCAAGAGUUUGAAGCGUGCAUUCAAGCUGAUGGCUGUAUUGAAGCCGACGGAACCUGCAUUAAUCGAUGCGAGCCAAUUCUUCUUGAUGACAUUGAUGCCUGCGAAGAAGGACUUGCUUCUGGCGAGCUUGCAUACUUGGACUACGUCAUUUGCAUGAAUACCGCUUCCCUCAACUUUUCUAAAUGUUGGGAUGACUGCACUUGCGAGAUGCCCUGGUGCAACUGUAUCCCACCAAGCAAGGCUGAGAAGCUCUCCUGGCUUCCAUACGAUGUCAUCUGCUACCCUGAUCCAGAAUUCUAA